CACAACGGAGUUCUGGUCGUAGUUAUGUCAGGGUACUGAAGUGACAUUUGUGAAAAAGAAGCCGUAUAAGUUCGAGUUGAGUAAACAUGAUAAAAGUACAAGAAUUGCAASUUUACCAAAGUCGGGCUGCGUCGGCUUCAUCACGGAGGACGUAGGAAAGAUCCGUGRGGUUCUAAUUGAAAAUAACAUGAACAGCAGUCAAGCAAUGGCAGAAACUCGCAGUGACAUCCAAAACUGCAGUUUUUGGACAAAGACGUUCGACCCAGAACCGGUCAAACAGGUUUAUUGGAGCUACAUAUUCACGUGCACCGUCUGUUCUCUCUUGUCAAUCCCAACAACGAUACUAAAUCUACUUGUUGUCGUAGCAAUCUACAAAACUAAAAGUCUUCACAAGCCGUACAACUUUUAUCUGUGCAGUCUGGCAGUUUCCGACUUUGUAAUUGGGUUCUUGGCAGAGCCGAUUUACGUAAGUCACGUGGUUUUAGAAAUGAAAGGUGACGUCACAUCGUAUUGCAUGACGGGAGCUAUAGGAUCACUUGUAUCUUAUACAACAGCUGGCGUGUCGUUGUUUACUCUGGCYGCGAUGAGUGUUGACCGCUUUCUUUCGAUCAACAGCCCAUUGGAAUAUCGAACUAUAGUGACGUCAUAUCGUGUUGGCAUGGUAACGYUGGUGCUAUGGACCGUUUGUGCAACAGGYUCRUCUUUGCGCAUGUGGCUAAGUAUAAAGAAAUUCUUCUUUGGUCUUKCUUUCGUCAUGAUCAUCUCUUUAAUMGUCAUUUUUGUUGCUAAUAUCAAGGCGUUUCGAUCGUUGAGGAUUCAGAGACAAAACCUUUUACAACGAAUGCAACUGCAUCAAGGUCACGAGGAAAUCAAAUUGGCGCGAUCUAAAAAGUUUCUUAUGACGAUGCUGUAUGUUCUUGGUCUUGUAAUUCUGUGUUAUGUGCCUUUUGGGUGCGUCACGGUUUUGACAGUAAUGGUAGGCAUGACAAGUACCACGCGUGCCGCGUGGAAYAUUGCCGACCCUAUCGGCUACAUGAACUCAUCAUUAAACCCAAUUUUAUACUGUCUACGCAUUCCUGAUAUUGCCAAUGCUGUUAAAACUAUUAUUAAGUCGCUACCCCAGCAAUUUGAUAGCAAACGUAGUUCUAAAGCUACACGUGUCACACCAGYGAAUUCUAAUAAUUUUGCUGACGUGCGUGACAGUCGACGGAAAUGCUGCAACCAACUACCGACAAUUCCUGAGGAACCUGCGAUAUCGGACGACAAAGACACCAAUAAUUGUACMGGAAUCACGACAAGUCUGUAGAUUGAUGGGUUUUUCAUCAUUCAGAGUGAAAAAUGCACACGCGCACGCCAUCAGUGUGAUUAAUCAGGCAAUCUAAAUGUCUGUGCGCUCUAGCUUGCUUGCUGUUCGCGUUGAGGAGAUCAUUGAAGCCGCCGCGGACGAGGAACUCCCUCGGAGCGGCUAGAAACUCCUGGUAACGCAAGCUAGAGGACUAGAAUUUUCCUCUACGACCCUCUAUUAGCAGGGUACUGAC
Molecule: messenger RNA, 1538 nt
Organism: Exaiptasia diaphana
Lineage: Eukaryota; Metazoa; Cnidaria; Anthozoa; Actiniaria; Aiptasiidae
Product: adrenocorticotropic hormone receptor-like
Exons: 2
Coding region: 188-1306 (372 amino acids)
Biological process (GO): G protein-coupled receptor signaling pathway
Cellular component (GO): membrane
Molecular function (GO): G protein-coupled receptor activity
Source: RefSeq, a predicted model, not a curated record